GCCAUCGUAUGGUACGAAGCUGUCCGGAUGUUUUGUCCAGCCAGUCGGCGAGGUUCAUGCGUCACCCUUUGUGCCUUUAGUUGUGUCUCACAUCAAGAUUUGGAAGGUUGUGUCAGCUUGCCUCUCAUCUUGUCAGGACAGCGAGCUUCAAGACGAUGACAGGCGAGAUGAGGGUGGGUGAGGACGAGAGAAUCCUUUCUGUAGCAGCUCUGGGUCGUCCUUUUCGUCUAGGGAUGCUUUAUGAUAGCAGAACCGAGAAGAUGAUCCCUGGGAUAACGCUGUGGGACCAGAGUACUCUUGAGAAGAGAACAGUGCAGCAACUAGAGACCAGUGAUUUUCACGUGCUGUGUUCCGAUUCCCUGGACGACAAAGCCUCUGCGCUGGAGGUAGAUGCUUCCCUCAAACUCAGCUUUUUGGGAGGUCUUGUGGACGUCCAAGGAGCAGCAAAAUACCUGGAUAAUAGAAGGAAUGCCAACAACCAAGAACGCGUAACUCUAUACUACAAAUGCACCACUAAGGCAGAGAGCAUGACGAUGGAACAACUGGGUCAAGGUAAAGUUCAGCAUCCGGAUGUUUUUGAUCACGGCACAGCGACACACGUCGUCACAAGUAUAGUAUAUGGGGCACAGGCAUUUUUCAUCUUCGACAGAAAUCAAUCGUCAUCAGAUCAUGACAGAAAGGUAGGGGGUGAUGUGCAUGACAUAAUCAAGAAAAUACCUACCAUACAAAUAAAUGGGAAAGGCGAGCUAGAAAUGUCACAAGACGACAAGAAAAAAACUGAACAGUUUACGUGCAGGUUUUUUGGAGAUUAUCUGUUGCGUCAGAAUCCCACGUCUUUCUCAGAAGCAGUGAAGCUCUACCAAGAACUUCCAAAGCUUCUGGGUAUAGGAGGAGAAAAUGCUGUUCCUAUCAAGGUGCAACUCUACCCGCUUACUCUUAUUGACAGGAAAGCCACCAAACUAAUUCGAGAGAUCAGUAUUAACCUUAUCAGUGAAACUGAAAUGUUUUUUGAGGAAAUGCAUGAACUGAACAUGAAGAGCAAAGAUAUUCUGAAAACUGAUGCAGUAAAAAGUUUCCUUGCUAUUCAGAAUCAAAUGCAAGAGUUUAUAAAUUUAACAGAGACUUACAAGCGUGUGAUACAGAGGGAACUCUCUGUGCUGUUACCUCGGAUCAGAGGCGGUGGGGAUGAAGAGAGAAGCUUGGUGGACCUCCUCAACAAGAUGAAUAGGUCACCAGUCAGUGUUCUCGCUCUCCGCUCCUGGCUCCAAGCAAAGAACACUCAGAUAAAGGUUCUCAACGAGUAUAUACGGGCCAUGGCUGAUAUAAAAUUUGCCACGGAACCAGGUGAUUUGGAGUCCAUUGUCAUGAGUCCUAAGAAUACUUAUUGCCUAUGCCUAACUAUUUCACUGCCAUCCAAUGAUUCCCAGCUAGAUAAAAUGAAGCAAUAUUGUCAUGAAACACGAACCUCAAACAGUUGCGAGAAGGAAGAUCACAUGGACAUCAGACCACUACAAGUAAACAGUAUACCCAUGAUGGAAGUGGUUGGUGUAUUCAGGGACUUCUAUAACGCUAAUGAGUCCAAGAAAGGAGUUGCUUUUUUAGUGGCACAAGAAUUUUCAGAAUCUGAUGUAUUUCAUGCUCGUGUGAAAUACUACAAGCACGGCAGAAUGAUAAAUAAUGAUUAUGGACUGCCAUCAGCGCCGGAGAAGCUGACAGCAAUGGUCGAAGAUACCACGCACAAAAGUAUCACCGUCAGCUGGAGCCCUCCUAAAUAUGGAACUUCGUUCAUCACUUCCUACGUUGUCGGCUGCUGCAAGGACGCCACUGAAGAAGACGUCUCGAGGGUCACUGUAGAUUGUGAUGUGAGACAAGUCACCAUUCCAGGCCUGGCCGCUAACGCGGAAUACGAGGUGCGAGUGUGCGGCAGGUGUGAGGUCGGAGAUGGUCCAGUAGGAGAUGCCAAGGUUAUGGUGAAGACUAAACCUGCCAGUAAACCCGAAAUGCCUCGAGCACUGAAGGUAUCUAAGAAAAAAGUCUUGCUCAAGUGGCAAGCCCCGACGUGUGUGGGCGACGGAUGCAGUGUUGAGGAGUAUAUCAUCAAACAAGAGAUAGAAACUGAUCAAUGGGAAGAAAGCCUUCGCGUUCCCUCAGAUAAAUGUUCAUGCAACGUAGAGAGCUUCUCCAACACUGUUCCCAAAUUCAAGGUCGCAGCAUCUUGUGGUUCAGCUGGACUCAGCUGCGAUAGUGAACCGUGCACUGUAGACCUUACCAAACCGCCCACCUGUGAAAACCUAAAGCAGUACCUUUGUGCUAAUUCACUUAUAGAUUCAACCAAUCCACACAUCUACAUACCUGAGCUAAGGCUGGUUUCAAGUAAAGCCAAGGAUAUGAUUGAGAAAUAUGAGUUUGGAGAAAAAAAGUUUGACGUCCAGGAGAAAGUAAUCAUGCUGGUGGGCGCCACUGGUUCGGGCAAGACAACACUCAUAAAUGGUUUUAUCAAUUACAUCUUUGGAAUUGAAUGGAAGGAUCCUUUUCGUUUCAAGAUGAUCGUGGAACCCAAUGUAGCAAAUCAAGCUAUGAGUCAGACCACCAAAAUUACUUCGUACACCAUCCACCACCUGGAAGGUUUCCGGGUACACUACACCCUCACCAUCGUCGACACUCCAGGCUUUGGCGACGUGAGCGGCAUCAUGAAGGAUAAAGAGAUUACUGAAAAAAUUCGGAAGUUUUUCACGAAUUGUGGUGAAAACGGCAUCACUCAUAUCGACGCCGUUGGUUUUGUUGCCAGCUCUUCACUGCCUAGACUCACCCCAACACAGAGCUACAUCUUUGAGCAAAUUUUGUCACUGUUCGGAAAGGACAUUGCUGACAAUAUAUUCCUUCUCCUUACUUUUGCUGAUGGCAAGAAGCCGCAGGUUCUAAGUGGAAUCAAAGAAGCUAAAAUACCAUUUAAGAAGUACUUCAAGUUUAAUAACUCUGCAUUAUAUGCUUUCCAAGGUGAAGAACGUAGGAAUGAAAAUGACAGUGAUGAAGAAGAUGGAGGUUUUGAUACGAUGUUUUGGGAAAUGGGAGUAAAGAGUUUCUCUCUAUUUCUAGAUCAACUUAAAUUUAUGGAAAGCAAGAGCCUUGUUCUUACACAAGAUGUUCUCAACGAGAGGAAUAGGCUUCAGAUCUAUGUUGCAGGUAUACAGAGGGACAUCAGGCAAGGACUCACUACUCUGGAGAGACUUAAGAAAGAAAAAGAAAUUCUCGAAAAGCACCAUGCUGAUAUAGAAAGGAACAAAGCCUUUUGGUAUGAAGUUGAUGAAGAGGUAUUUGUGACUGUCCCCAUACCUGCAGGCCAGUAUGUAACUAACUGUCUUAACUGUAACCGUACGUGCCACGAAUUCUGUAAAAUCCCUGAGAACAAUUUGAAGAAAGGGUGUUGGGUCAUGACUGAUGGCUACUGCCGCGUCUGCCCGAACAAAUGCAUAUGGUCUGUGCACAAGAACUUUCCAUAUAAAUAUGAAUUGGAAAUAAAAAAGGUUAAGAAAACAGUCGAUGAACUUCGUCAGCGUUAUGAAGAAGCCAGCAAGAAAAAACUUAGUACAGAAAACCUCAUUGAGGAAGUCAAUGAAGAGUUUAAUGCUUUAAAGGUUAAAGUUUUAGGAAUAACACACUCUGUGAGGAUGGCUCUUCAGAGGCUUCAAGAAAUAGCUCUCAGACCAAACCCGAUGACCACGGUGCAAUACCUCGACGUUCUUAUGGAGAACGAGAAGUGCCAGGGACUUCCAGGAUGGCAGGCCAGACUAGAGCAGCUCAUCAUCGUCAGGAAGGAGGCAGAAUAUAUGGAAAUGAUAGCCAACAAAGGAUUUGAUCCGUUCAAGCAAUACGCAGAGAAAUUAGAGUUAAAGAUGAUGAAUUCGAAGAAUAAGGCCUGGGCUAAAGUCUUCCAGUACUUCAAGAUGUAGUAUAAUUAGAAACUAGUGAUUCUCUUCGUAGGAAACAAGAUCUGAGUAAACACGAAUUAAAGGAUCUUACUUUUAUGCAAGUACAUGUACAAGUGUCUGUCUACGAGUAUGUAUAUAUUAUAUAUCUUUUCAUCUGUCUACGAUAAGUAAAAAAUAAAAAAAAUGUUAGCUUUGCAUUUUUAUGAAUGGUUCCAGUCAGUACUCCUCCCCACACAUUUUCCUGUGCUAUUUCAGGAGAGGAGCUGUACAUAAUGAUCACCUCCUUCAUGUAAAAAUAUUCAAUAUCAAGCACACAAGAUAGGGAUGAUUCUGUGAUUAGAGAUGAACUGUACAUGGGAAUGAUUUUUUUUAAUGUAACAUCUUUGCAUUCAUGUUAUUUUCUUGCCCUCACGCAACCCCCUGAAUGCUUCGCAGCUCCGCUGAGUCUGAUACCACAGCCUGACAACUUCUUUUUUAUAGAUGCUCUUUCUUUCUUUCUUUUCUUUUUUUUUUUUUUUCCAAACAUGGUUUUCUGAUUAUUUUCAUGUUCAAUUCACUGGACUAAAAUGUUUGUAAUUUCUUGAAGAACGCCAGCCUUAAGAAUAAAUUCUUUUUCUCUUUCUACAAAGAUGAAUUUUGAGAAAAGUUUUAUGGAAUGUCUCUAUGUUGUCUUUGUAUUUUUAGAAAAUUAAUUUGGUUGGUAUUACUGUGGCUCCGUAUAAUAAUUAAAAUUCUUGACAUAAUGUACGUAGAUACUGUAAUAUAUUGUGCUCAUAUUUUAUCAUCUCAAAUAACUGGUCAAUCUUAUUACUUUGGGCUUUUUCUUUUCUUAUAAUAUUAAUUAUGUUCACACACACACACACACACACACACACACACUCGGAUGCCUUUGUGUGCAAUGUAGGAGUCAGACAAGGGGAAAAUUUAUCACCCUUGCUCUUUGUUUUUAUAUUAAUGACAUGGAGAAUAAGUUACUGGAACAUGGUUUUAAUUAUAUUAAUUUUAGUGAUGAUUUUAUAAAUACAUAUUUGAAACUUCUAGUUCUUAUGUAUGCAGAUGAUACAAUUAUACUAUGUGAUACUGAAGAGGAAAUGAGGCAGGCAUUGUUGGUUUUGUAUGAUUAUUGUAAUGAAUGGAAAUUAAAACUUAAUUGUAACAAAUCAAAAAAUUUUUGUGUUCAGCAGAGGAAGGGUCCACCGAGAUAAUUAUGAUUUUGAGUUUGGUAAUGAAAACAUUGAAGUGGUUGAGGAUUACAAGUAUUUGGGUAUAUUAUUUAAUUAUAAUGGGAGAUUUCGGAAAGGAGAGUUAGAUCUUCAUGAACAUAGAACAAGGGCACUGUAUUCAAUAAUAGGAAAGUAUAGGAAGUUUGAUUUUCCAGAUGCUAUGUAAGUUGAUUUGUUUAAUACCAUGGUAUUGCCAAUAAUGACUUACGCAUGUGAGAUUUGGGGACACUCUGUUGUUAGAGAGAUAGAGUUGUUACACUUGAGUUUUUUUAAAACAUAUAUUAUAUGUACAUAAAAGGACUAGUAAUGAUAUGAUAUAUGGCGAACUUGGUGUAUAUACACUUAAUAUUUAUAUUAAGCGUAAAUUGAUAGGUUACUGGGCGAGAAUGAUUUCCGGCAAAGAAACUAAAUUGUGUUUUGUUAUGUAUAGGUGUUUACUGCAUUUAGAUAGGUUAGGUAUUUAUACUUUACCAUGGUUAGCCUGUAUCAAGAAUAUCUGUGAUGAAUGUGAAAUGUUAAGGUUGUGGUUAUCACAAAGUGUUCCUAAUGUGAUAUAGGUUAAAAAAGCUAUAGAGUUAAGAUUGAGGGACCAGUGGAUAACAACUUGGCGUAAUAACACUGAAACAAAAUCUUUAUGCAGUAACAAUAGGAUAAUUAAAAUGAAUUAUGGUAUGGAAGAAUGCAUGGUCAAGAUGCAGAAGACCAACCGUAUUUUGCUGACUAAAUUAAGAACUUUGAAUAACAAGUUGCCUGUUAAUGUUGGUAGGCACACUGGUGUAACUAGAGAAGAUCGAAUCUAUAGUAAGUCUGAUGCCGACGUUGUAGUUGAUGAAUAUCAUGUUCUUUUCGUUUGCAAUAACGCAGAUAUUGUGAUGUUAAGGGCGAUGUAUGUACCAGAACAUUAUGCUUGCAGCCCUACAUACUUUAAGUACGCUUUGUUGAUGCAAACCACGAAUGUAAACAUUCUUAAAAAUUUAACUUUGUUUGUGAAAGCAGUUUUAAGUAUGUUUGGGUAAGCUUUGUGUAUCUCAAAACCUAAUUUUUGUUUUAUUGUUAAUCACUUGCAAAUAGUUAUUUUUAGGAUUGUAAAUUUAUACCAUUUAUUUAUUGUAGGAGCUGUGCUCCAUACUUUUAUAAGUCUGAGCAUACCAAUAAAUACAAAAUUCAAUUAAAAAAAA
Molecule: messenger RNA, 6330 nt
Organism: Scylla paramamosain (green mud crab)
Lineage: Eukaryota; Metazoa; Arthropoda; Malacostraca; Decapoda; Portunidae
Exons: 2
Coding region: 156-3950 (1264 amino acids)
Molecular function (GO): protein binding; GTP binding
Source: RefSeq, a predicted model, not a curated record